AUGAAGUGGUCGGCUCGCUUUGCAGCCCGGCAGCACGCUGCCGGCCCAUCGGCGGCUUGCGUGGCCUCUACCGCGGCCACCGCCCGCAGGGCGGUGCUGGCACUGCCGCUGCGAGCGAGGUGGGCCAGCAGCGCUGGCCGGUCGGGGCUGCCGUCCUAUGAGAGCGAGUUCAAGGCCUCCGUGCAGGACCCCGAGCGCUACUGGGCCUCCAAAGCCGAGAAGGUCCACUGGCACAAGCGGUGGGACAGCGUGCUCGACUCGUCGCGACCGCCCUUCUACCGGUGGUUCCCGGGCGGCAAGGUCAACACCUGCUACAACGCCCUCGACCUCCACAUCGCCCAAGGGCGAGGGGACCAGGUGGCCCUCAUCUGGGACAGCCCCGUCAGCAAGAACCUGCAAAAGUACACCUACAAGGACCUUCACCAGCAGGCCACCGCGCUUCUGCACGGGGUUGAUUGUCGAUGGGUUCACCUCGCUCGCUCGCUCACUCGCCCACUCACCCGCACCCGCAACCACAACGACAACCGCAAUCGCCAAUCCAAGGUCACACACUUUGCGGGCGUGCUCGCCAACACGCACGGCGUUGAGAAGGGCGAUCGCGUGCUGAUCUACAUGCCCAUGAUCCCACAGGCCGUCAUUGCCAUGCUGGCGUGUGCCCGCAUCGGCGCCAUUCACUCGGUUGUGUUUGGCGGCUUCGCGGCCGAUCAGUUGGCCGUGCGCAUCGACCACGCUAAGCCCAAGGUGACUCUCUCGGCCUCGUGCGGUAUCGAGCCCCAUCACAUCGUGCAGUACAAGCCGCUGCUCGAUCGAGCCAUUGAGAUGGCGAAACACAAACCGCAAGCCAACAUUAUCUAUCAGAGACCGGGCCUCGAGACCCAGGCAGCUCUCGUGCAGACGGCCGAACAGAAGGACUACGACUGGGACCAGGAGAUGGCCAGGUCACGAUCCUUCAGCGGCUGCACCGAGCUAGACUCCCAUGAUCCGUUGUAUGUGCUGUACACGUCGGGCACCACGGGCAACCCCAAGGGCGUGGUCCGCGACAACGCCGGGCACCUGGUGGCACUCAAGAAUUCCAUGGAGAUGAUCUACGACCUCAAGCCCGGCGAAGUGUUCUGGGCCGCUAGUGACAUCGGGUGGGUCGUCGGCCAUUCCUACAUCGUCUACGGUCCGCUGCUGGAGGGCGCGACGACCGUGCUCUACGAGGGAAAGCCCGUCGGGACCCCAGACAGCGGGGCGUAUUGGCGAGUGAUCAGCCAGCACGGGGUGAACGUCUCCUUCAUGGCCCCAACCGCCGUCCGCGCCAUCCGUAAGGAGGACCCCGAAGGCUCGAACAUUGCCAUAUACGACAUGUCCAACCUGCGGGCGUUCUUCUUGGCCGGCGAGAGGGCCGAUCCGGCGACGGUCCAUUGGGCUCAGAAGCUGCUCCACCACAUCCCCGUCAUCGACCACUGGUGGCAGACGGAGACGGGCUGGGCGAUCGGGGCCAAGUGCCUGGGAUUGGACUACGGCGCGGAGCCCCACGUGCCAGCCAACUCGAGCCACGUCAAGGUCAAGCCCGGGUCCUGCGGUCUCGCCGUGCCGGGCUACGACGUGCGCGUGUUGCACGAAACCACCGGCCGAGAGCUGCCUCACAACCGCCACCUGGGCGAAGUCGUCGUCAGAUUGCCGCUGCCGCCGGGUUGCUUCCCCACGCUGUGGCCCAACGACGAGGAGAAGUACCACAGCUCCUACUUCCAAACCUACCCGGGCUACUAUCGAUGCGGCGACGCUGGCUUUGUGGACAGCGACGGCUACAUCCACAUCAUGGCCCGCACAGACGACGUGAUCAAUGUGGCAGGUCACCGGCUGAGCACCGGCGCUCUGGAAGAGGUGCUGAGCUCUCACCCUGACGUGGCCGAGUGUGCGGUGAUCGGGGCCGAGGACCAGCUCAAGGGAGAGGUCCCAGUCGGGUUCAUUGUGCUCAAGUCUGGCGUGACGAGGGACAGCGAGGAUGUGGCCAAGGACUGCAUCAAGCGCGUUCGAGAGCGCAUCGGCCCGGUCGCCACCUUCAAGGUGGCGAUCCCGGUGAACCGUCUGCCCAAGACCCGGUCGGGCAAGAUCCUGCGAGGCACCAUGAAGAAGAUCGCUGACGGCCACGCCUAUCAGACGCCGGCGACGAUCGACGACCCGGCCAUCCUGGACGAGAUCGAGGCGGCCCUCUUAGCCAAGGGCUACGCCAAGGAGCGGGAGGAGCCCUAA
This is a messenger RNA of Acanthamoeba castellanii str. Neff, 2238 nucleotides long. RefSeq names its product propionate-CoA synthetase and ligase. The record is from RefSeq and is a predicted model, not a curated record. The transcript is spliced from 18 exons. NCBI's taxonomy places the organism in Eukaryota, Discosea, Longamoebia, Acanthamoebidae. The coding region runs from base 1 to 2238 and encodes 745 amino acids.